Molecule: messenger RNA, 2774 nt
Organism: Oryzias melastigma (Indian medaka)
Lineage: Eukaryota; Metazoa; Chordata; Actinopteri; Beloniformes; Adrianichthyidae
Gene: sting1
Product: stimulator of interferon response cGAMP interactor 1
Exons: 7
Coding region: 370-1530 (386 amino acids)
Biological process (GO): reticulophagy; positive regulation of macroautophagy; innate immune response
Cellular component (GO): autophagosome; endoplasmic reticulum membrane
Molecular function (GO): cyclic-di-GMP binding; 2',3'-cyclic GMP-AMP binding
Source: RefSeq, a predicted model, not a curated record
ACUCUGAUGUGAAAGUGCAAGAAAUUGUCAAAAAGGAAGUAAGUCAAUCACAUAAUUUUGAAGAGUUUCAUGGAAAUAAUAUAAAAGUAAAGACAAGAAAACAUAUUUGAAUCCAAAUUAUUCAUUUAUAGUUUCACUUUUGUUGACAGGGAAUUAAGAAAGCAAAUGGCUAAAAUGAUUAAACUUAAGGAUUUCCCCCUUUAGAACAUUUAUUUGGCAAGACAUGGAAGAGGAAGUACAAAUAUGGAAAGGAUAAGUAGAAAUCUGGGCGGAGUCACAGUAUGUAAAUACAUUUUCUAGAAACUCAUGAGUACAAAGAGGUUGAGACAGACGAGACCAGAGGACUGAAGACUAAAGACACUUCUUAAGAUGCAAAACCAUCAGGAACACGAGGCUGUGAUCCCGCGGCCUCGUGGGAAUCUGCCUAAAGCGUGCGCCGCUGCCAUCGCCGUCAUCACCACAGGCGUGGUGAUGUUUGCGUCUCCAGAGAAGGUUCUGGUCUGGGUGGCUUUGGCGGUCCUGGUGGUGGCUCUGGGGUCUCUCCUGCACGCCGCCUGUCUGCUGGCAGAGGAGCUGCUGCACCACAGAAACACCAGGCAUCGAGGUCGGGUGAGGCCCGUGCUGUCUGCCUGCGGUCUGGGGCGGUGGGUUCUGCUGGCCGCGGGGUCGGGGGGCCUCCUGCUGCACCUGAAGGGGUGCUCUCCGCUCCUGGAAGCCCAACGCUGGGAGCUCCUCCUUCUGGCUCCUGUUUACUACACACUACUCAAAGCUCUGGGAGUUCUGGGUCCGUCGGAGGUUGAGGUUUCAGAGAUCUGCGAGGAGAGGAAGAUGAACGUUGCCCAUGGGCUGGCCUGGUCCUUUUACUUGGGUUACCUGAAACUGGUGCUCCCACGUCUGGAGGAGUCCAUCGCAGAGUUCUGUGCCUCCCAUCCCACCAGCAGAAACCUCUGGGCUCGCGGCUCCAGGAAGCUCUUAAUCCUCGUCCCCUUAAACGCCAAGAUGUCCCACCAGCUGAAGGACGAGGACGAGCGCCUGCAGUUCUACAACAACCUUCCGAACUAUGAGAUGAACAUGGGAGGGGUUCAGGGGCGCGUCUACAAGCACAGUGUCUACAAAGUGCUGGAUGAGAAUGGAUGGGCCCACGAGUGCGUGGUGGAGUACGCCACGCCCGUGCUGACGCUCUAUAAGAUGUCUCAUGAGAGCACCGCCGGCUUCGGGGAGACUGAGCGCACACAGCAGGUCCUGCUUUUCUACAGAACCCUGCAUCACAUCCUGGAGCGAUCCUUGGAGUGUCAAAACCGCUACCGACUCAUCCUGCUUCUCAAUGAAACUGAAGACGACCCUCACUUCCUGUCCAAAUCCAUCCUGAAACACUUGAAUCAACAGGAGAGGGAAGAGAUCUUCCUGAACCCGCUUCCUCAGCAGGAGAUGGAGCCGCCCGCGGAGGUCAUGAGCAGAGUGCCCACGCUCAUGAUCAGCCUGGAGUCACCUCAGCCGCUGAGAGACCCUGUGGAGGAAACCUAUGAGUAACGUCAACUCAGAGGAGGAGGCAGGAAGCAGGGAUGCCCCAUGUGGUCUACUGCCGCCUCGUGAGAAGUCCACGGCAGUUUUCACACUAAAACUCACAUUAAAGUGCCACUCCGAUCAUGUUUCGAUCUAUCGUCAAAGCGUUCCUAGUCGUCUUUUAUUUAUAAUUAUCCCAUUUUCAGCCUGAAUUAUUUCCGUUUUCUCGUUUAUUAGAAAUUUACCUCAUAGUUGUGGUGCCUUUAGAUUACACAGUCUCCCACUAGCUUACAGCCCCUCACAUCCCCAAGCUAACAUACAGUUUUGUACAGUUUUGAACCUGGAAAACGAAGACGUUCAUGGAUCUAUUUCUCUACAAGUGGAUGCAUCAGAAUAGAGUGGAGCAGGGAGUUUUUCAAACAGCAUGUUUCCUGAUUCACGAUUUUAAUAAAUAAAAUACUCAGAAAUGACAUUUUAUUCUUAAGACCGUGUCACACCGCCACGAUGUAUAUUUUAUGCAUUUUCCACAUAUGAAAUUUUGAUCAUACAUUUGUGAUUUACGUAAUUUAUAGGGGUUUGUUGAUGUGUGCAGAUGUCCGUCAUGUAUGGCAAGCAAAAGAGGUCAAUAAUCACCAGGAAAAGUGAUGCAAAAAAAGGCAUUUUGGCCAUGAAAAAUAUUGCUUUUUAUGCAUGUUUUAAAAGUAGCACAUAAAUUCCGCUGGGGUUACCCCAAAUAAAAAGUGUGUUUUACUGCGUACAAAGCACAAAAGUGCCCAAAACGCCAUUGUGCUUGAAUAAAUGGCUAUGGUGGAAGAUUUGUUUCAGAUGUUAGCUGUGACCGACUGGUUAAGAAAACCGCACUUUACCUUUUUUACUUGGUAUUCCUUUUUUGCUCCUCCUCUUCUUGUUUGUUUUUACAAAAGAUAUGAUACAAGUCUUUAAACAGUCAAUUUUAGUCAAGAACAAAAGCAUUUUUAACUUACAUAUUUGACGCAACAAAAAGGCCUCUUUUGACGGGCGGUUCUGAACGCGCUAAAACGGCGUGUUCGACACGCGGUUUGUAUUCGACAUAAAACUAUUCGAACGACACAAGACGCCGUAAUUUACACAGUACUUUUAAAAUCUGCAUAAAAAGCGGUGUUUUUUACGGCGCCUUUUCUGGGCAUUAUUGACCCCUUUGGCUUGCCAUACCGCCAUGGUGCAAUGUGAUUUCUGCCCUGUGCUCUGAAUGUAAGAGUGAAGAUAUGUAAUAAAGUAAGGGUUUACGUGUA